This is a messenger RNA of Pecten maximus, 2565 nucleotides long. RefSeq names its product semaphorin-5A-like. The transcript has 5 exons. The record is from RefSeq and is a predicted model, not a curated record. Bases 266 to 934 code for a protein of 222 amino acids. Lineage: Eukaryota; Metazoa; Mollusca; Bivalvia; Pectinida; Pectinidae. Gene Ontology annotation, molecular function: protein binding. Gene Ontology annotation, cellular component: cell periphery.
UCGCUACUUGAAGCGAUCAUAUCGAACGCACUCAGGAUAAGACGGAAAAUACCUUUAAAGGGGACAGAGGCGAGACUAUGUAGUGAAUCGACUUAGUAUGACCGAUCACACUGUGGUAACGAUAUGUCGUUCCAGAAUACCUUCAGGAAAAGGAUAGUGUAAGUGAACAUGUGGAUACAGAGGAUAAUUAAACAGCAAACUAAGGAAUUAAAAGGAUAUAUAGUUUUACCAGACUAAGGGAUGUUAUGGACAUGUUCUUCAAAGGAUGAAUACUGUUAUCAUACUGGAAUUAAUUUGUUUCCUUUAUCAAGUGUCGCUGUCUGCGGGAGAGGCUAAAGGUCAGAGAUUGUUGGGGAGCUGGGGGGAGUGGUCUGCAUGGUCAAAAUGUUCGGUGACCUGCGGUUAUGGUACAUCAAGUCGACACAAGAUUUGGCGACAGCCGGACAGAAAAGACAAGUUUCCUUUCUAUGAUAUCAUAGAAUGUUGGUCGGCCGUCGAGUGCCCGGUGCAUGGUCGUUGGAGCAUAUGGGAGGAGUGGACAGAGUGUCCAGUCAUGUGUAACGGUGGUGUGCAAAGACGGGAGCGGCAGUGCAAUGAACCGGAACCAAAAUUUGGCGGGAAUACGUGUUACGGUGCAAAGUGGGAGGGAAAGGAGUGCGGAAUGCAAAAAUGUCCAGUCAUUCCCGCCAAUUUUACCAUGGCAUCAUGUGAUCACACAUCGUUUAUCUGCGACAGUCACCAUCACUGCGUGCCUGGGAGUCAGCGUUGUGACGGUGUCCUACAGUGCCAUGACGGAUCAGACGAACGGAAGUGCUUCAGUUAUGUUGUUAGAUGGAAUGGGGUCAGAUCAUCAGGCGACGUGUCGAAGGCCAACGUCUAUCAUCUGAUGCUGUCACUUGCUGUGAUUUUCUUAGCCACGUCUGACACCACAUGACAGGACGUAGCAUAAAUGUCUUAUUUUUUUAUUUGAUAUGCAGAUUGGGAUGCCACUACGGCAAGUAAAAUCACACAGAGCCGUACCGAACAAUGCACAAUACUGAUCAGUUUAAUGGCUGUGAUUGCAGGACUCUUUCCGAGCCAAAACCAACGAAGCCAGAUUCUAACGGUCAUAUUGUGGUCCAUGUGACAUAUACACUCUGACGAUCUGCAUGUAUCGAUUGUGGUGUUUUUUUAAAUACGAUAUCAAAAUAUUGAUAAUGUUCUUAUUGUCCUAUACAAACUGUACAUUCUGAUUGGAGUGGGUAUUAGUUUAUUGGACUUAAUCACGUGACGAAAGGUCCUAUCGAGUAUUGACUUUCAGCAUAAAGCACAUACACAUUUAGAUACUCAGGACUAAAAGGUGGGAACCGAGCUGUAAAUCAUGAAACAAUUGUUUAUUGCUGAAUGUUAUAUUUAUCCUCUGUAAAAAAAAAAAAACACAAAGUGUACAAUCAUCGUGUGAAUACAAUCUACAAAUAUCUGUGUGUGGGUAGAUAUCCCAACUCCUGAAGCUUGAGAUUAAAAAUAUUUAGUCUGGGGGAGUCGGUGAUGUCAAAUGUGUUUAAUAAAUUCAUCCAUACUGGAGAUCCACUCGAUGAUUGAUACAAAUAUAUAUAUUUGUUUAUCUAAAGGCUGGAAAUCAUUAAAAAUGAAAAACAACAUGCUGCAAAUGUUUUCCCGUCAUUGUUUAUUUACAUACGUUUACUUUUAUUGUGAUUGUGAUAAUGUACGUAUGACGAUUAUUUACAAAAUAGUUAUGGUACAACUAGAGACGAUAUAUAGUUCAUGGUAGUAAUAUUCAAUUAAGUACGAAUAUGUAGGAACAGGCUUUGGCGAGAAAGACUUUUUAAUUAAGUGUAUGCGACAGUAGCUGUUAACGUUGUGUGUUGAUAUAUACUGUGUUAGCGGUGUUCGAUGUUUAUGAUGGUCAAUGUCGAUUCCACUACUCGUUUGUGUGGUACAUACCAGACUACCUUGAUAGGAUCGGUGAUGCGAUGGCCUUGUCCUUGAUGUGUCACGUAACAUUCCGACCACUGUACGUGAUAGUGAGUCUAUUACCAGCAUUAAGAGCGGCUAGACUCUCGCCGUUCCGACUGUUAAGUCGCUGUUAAUUAUUGGUCAGUGGAAAUUAAGAGUAAUGUAUAUGUAUUUAAAUGCGAUGUAUUGACUAUAAAGUGUGAAUGAGUAUUUUUCUCUUACUUUGCGUAUCACAUUAUUAUCUAAUGGUGACGUUACAUCAAAGCGGGAAAAUGUUGACGUGACGUGAUUGAAUUAUCGACGUGACGUCAUGAUAUUGUUGACGUGACGUUAUACAUGACUACGUUCAAAGAGCACACAAGUUUGUCUCAUUCCUAGGAUGAGAGAAGAAGAUAUCGUACCGUUGAAUUGUGGAUAUAUCUGCCCAGUAUACUAGUCUAAAAUGUGAAUCAUAUGUUUAAAUUGGUUCAUGUUUUAAUCUCAACUUUUAUACCCGUAGAUUGUGUUUCGACUUGGCGCAUACAAUCUUUGAUUUAUAUUCUCCUUCCUAGUGGUAAAGCUGGUCGAUAUGAAAUUGAUUUAAACAGUUUAAUAAAAAUCACAACAGCA